AUGUGCUGGCAUGACAAAGCCAAUCCCAAACAAAUCGUCCCUACCUAUUAUUUUUUUGUUGUGGAGCUUGAAUUCCCCAUGACCCCCACUUGCCCUCUCUCCGCUCAUCCAUCUCGUAUAACACGUGAAGGGGUGGAAAAGUGGAAACUCAUGGAGCCAAUUGGCAACUCUUGUGAGUCUUCAUUUCCCAAAGAUGAAAAAAUUGAAACUGCGGAUCUUCUGGAGGAGUGCUGGUUCUUUGAUAACUUGUUGAAGAUAACACCAAGGAUGACAAGGUGUCACUCUGAUCCUUACCCUUCCACUAGCCUAAUCAGCCCCCCAGAUUUUUUGUUGAAGGACUCUGAUUUGUCCUCAUACUCAUCACCAAGUAACCCACCAAACAAUGGUGCUUUUGUUAAUCCUAAGAAGAUUCAGAGAGCACCAUCCAUGCCACCAUUGAGAUUGAGAGAAGAAGAAGAAGAAGAAGGCCAAAAGGGAAGCAGUUCUACUAGAAGCGAAUUGGUGCACCAACCAAUAGAUCCUGUGGUGUCUCAUUCAGCCAGUAUACCUCGUAGUGCACAGAUGAAAGGACAUCAUAACAGUGAUUGUAGUAGAAUGAAAAGCAAACUGCUGAGAACACCAUCUUUGCCUCCAUCCAUAGGGAGAGAGGAAAAGUUCCUAGUAAAUGAUACUAGAACUGGAAGAUCCCGAAAGCAACCAUCAACACCUACCCAUAUUGAUAUCUUGCCCCCUAGACAAACCUCAAAGACUUGUAGCAUUCCAAGAUGUAGAUCAACGAGAAAGACUGAGGUUGAAAGCUUCAACACAGAUGGCAUUAUGGAGAUGAGGCGGAGGUACCUGAAUCAGAAAACGAUGAGGAGAAGCCUAAGUGAUCUUGAAUAUGAAGAGGUUCAGGGGUUCAAGGAUUUGGGAUUCUCAUUUGAGAAAGAAACCUUAAGUCCAAGCUUAGCUAACAUACUACCUGGUUUGCAAGAGAAAAAAAGAGAUGAGACAGAAGAAGAUAAGGCCGCAAGGAGACCAUACUUAUCAGAGGCAUGGUUGGCGCAAAGUUGUGCUCCUCCUAUUCCAAAUUGGGCUUCUCGUAAGUCUGCAGGUGACAUGAAACAGCAGAUCAAGUUUUGGGCUAGAGCAGUGGCUUCAAACGUCCACCAGGAAUGCUGA
This is a messenger RNA of Sphenostylis stenocarpa, 1161 nucleotides long. NCBI's taxonomy places the organism in Eukaryota, Viridiplantae, Streptophyta, Magnoliopsida, Fabales, Fabaceae. The record is from the annotation of a GenBank genome assembly.